This is a messenger RNA of Dreissena polymorpha, 3165 nucleotides long. RefSeq names its product acidic phospholipase A2 PA4-like. Bases 779 to 1459 code for a protein of 226 amino acids. Gene Ontology annotation, molecular function: A2-type glycerophospholipase activity. Lineage: Eukaryota; Metazoa; Mollusca; Bivalvia; Myida; Dreissenidae. The record is from RefSeq and is a predicted model, not a curated record. The transcript has 2 exons. Gene Ontology annotation, biological process: phospholipid metabolic process; arachidonate secretion.
GCUGACACGCACGUUCAAUCACUCUGCGAAACAUUAUUCAACUGGUCGAUAUUUUGUGUAUUCUCUGUGGAGCUGGCCGGAAUAAGUGUUAUGAGUCUUUAUAGGAUAUAUGAUUGUUUUUUUUCCCGAAAAAUAGCAUAGAUAUUUAAAUCUAUAUCCGUUCGCCGAGUUUGUGCUUUAAUCUAUAAUUAAAAUGUGAAAAAUCACGCUGGAUAUAUAAAAAUGGACCCAGUGAAAAUAGCGGUUUUAAUAUUUUCCCUUUUGCUGGGAGCGGAGCACGGAGGAUGUCGAGGUCUUCAUCCCGACGGCGAACACUGGAUGCGUAUCCGAACUCGCCUCAUGCAUCCGACGAAUUUCGUCGGCGUUCGAAUAAACGCACAUGGCGAGCGCGAAACGCGAAUCGCCUGCAACAAGACGCUGUAUUUGGAGACGUUUCUCCAUAGCGGCUACUCGCCGGACUAUGACAUGACGUUACGUCAGGUGACCGACGGCCGGAAAAUACUUCAGGCGGUGUUUCAGGGAGGCACGUUGAAAGAGUGCGACCUCUCGUCAGACUCAAAUCAGAUGUUGGAUUUUAUAUCAUCUUUUGUUACGGGGGAUAGAGACAUAUAUAAGGAAGACUUCGGCAACGUUUUUAUAUCUACGUCGCUCACAAACUAUACAACCCACAAUGUGUCGCUUGCGCAUUUGACGUUCAAAGAAGCAACAGAGCUGAGAGAGCUCAAAGAUUACGUCAAUAUGAAAACCUUACGGAAAGAAUGUCGCAUUUUUUUGGACCAUGCCAGCGCGAACAGCGGAACAGGAAGCGAAAUCCGGAAACAUCACCGACAUUUAUGCAGAUAUUAUCGAUACACUCGAUCCUGAAAAACUGAAGAGCUACAAUGACAUUUUUCCCGCGCCAAAGAAAAUAGCACAAUCAAAACACCAAGACCACAACAUCUCGAAACGGUCAUCAGUCGUGCCGAUUAUGAAGAAUCACCGUUCGAAACGCGGCGCGUUCGAUUUCAGCAGCGUUCUGAUCUUUCCUGGCACGAAAUGGUGCGGCAAGGGCGACCUGGCGCAGUGCUUUGAUGAUCUGGGGGACGAUCAUGAGCUGAACAUGUGUUGUCGCGACCACGACUGCUGUCCCUUAGUCAUCCCGCCGUUCACUUCACGUCACAACCUCUUCAACUACCGCUUGCAUAGCCUGCUGCAUUGCGAAUGCGAUCAGCGGUUUCGUGGAUGCCUGCGUCAGUCCGUGUCCUCGAUGGCAAAUAUGAUCGGCAAGAUCUACUUCAACAUUCUGGUUAGCAAGUGUUUUACGUUCUUCGAGGAGGAGGUGUGCGUUGGGCGGUCCUGCUGUGGCCGAUGUCUACGGUACGAGUCACAGCAGACCGCCCUGCUUGAGAGCCAGGUGGCCUUUAACGAAGAGCAUUCCUUAGAAAACGUCGCCAUGGACAAUGAAAGAAGGUGGAAAUAGAGCGAAUGUCGGUACAUGUAUUAUAUUUGAAAGAAAGUUUAGAUAAUGUUAUUCGAGACAUGGCGAUGUUGCAACUGAAAUGGCUGACUGUUUUCAAGUACGAGUAAAGGAAGGAAUAUAUGGGAGAUUCAAGUGCAGGUUGUUCGAAUAUCGGGGGAUUGCAAUGACAUAUUGUUUGACAUAUUAAAUAAUGGAAAUAGUUCAGGAAUACACACACCAUUUCGAUUCUAGUAGCAAUGGAAAUAUAGAAAGAUGACAUAAUGCAUUGAUUCUGAAAAGAAAACGACGUAUGUCUUGCUUCGAGUUUCUAGCUUAAAAAGGGAUUUUACAUCCAUGGAAUACAUUUGGAAUGUGUUGUUAUGUCGCGCAAUGAUUGUAUUGCAGACGCUGUGUAUGAAGUUCUACUUAAGUCGCGCACUGAUUUUAUUGCAGACGCUGUGUAUGAAAUUCUACUCUAACUGUUCAAUAACUGAGUCAGACAGUGUGGUGAUUAGUAAGUUGUUCAAGUAUUUAUUUUAUACGAUGGAAUGUUAUUGCAGAAUGUAUGUCAUUGGAGUGCUACUUGUAACACACAUGUUGGUACUAAGAAGCAAUAGAUAGGAACAAAUGAUGCCAAAUAAAUAUAAAUAGACAUUUACCCAGAAACAAAAUGACUUAAUUGCUACUAUAUGUAAUGGGUAUAGGUAAUUGACAAUAUGCCUAAUUGUGUAGUACAACGGUUAAUCGAUUUACGCCCUUGUGAAGAAAUAUUGAUAAGAUUGGACGCCGCAAUAAAGUCACAACAAUCGGUGAUUGUAUGAUAAAGUUACUGAUGUCUACAUAAGCCUUGCAACGUGGCCUUAAAACAAUACUUAUACUAUAUGCAAUAACAAAUUUGAUAUCUCAAACGCAAAAAUGCAUACCCCAGAAACACACCAACCUACUAGCUGUAUAAAGCACAAUUAACUCUUUGUUUCUAGAUGAGUUUGUGUAUAUAGGGUUAUCAUAUAGCAAAUAUAAGUUUUUUUGUCUAAAAUGUGUUUGUUACGAACUCAAUACGAAGUCUUUGACUUUUUGGAUUAUGUUUAAUGUGUAAUAUAUAAAUAUCAAAGGAUGUAAAUGGUGCACAUGCAUGGUAGUGUAAAUAUAAACAAUUUUCAGAUUUCUACUUUUUCCCUUUAUUAACCCAUUUAUGCCUAGCGUCUAGAAAAAAGUCCUUUGCAAACAGAGUAGACCCAGAUGAGGCGCCGCAUGAUGCGGCGUCUCAUCAGGGUCUGCGCUGUUUGCUUAAAUGAAUUUCUGUAAGAAAUAUCUAAAUAUAGAAAUAAAUAUACUAUACAUCCCUAAUUUUGGAAAUAAAUUGAUCCAAUUAAGAAGGAUGGGAUAGCCCACUAGGCAUAAAAGGGUUAAUGUGUUUCAUGCGCCUGGUUCUACCAAAUUCUACAAAAUACAUAAUGUAUACAUUGUUUACUCGAAGAAAAUAAGCACGUUUUGGUACAUGCUUAGGCACGAAGUUAUUGAAGCCGGCAAUUAAACACUCACACGCAAACAUUACUGAAAUGAAAUGUUUGAUUUGCAGGGAAACUGUAGUAAAAUAUAGAUAUUCAUGUUUUGCAUUUGUUUUUUUCUAAGAAUGUGUAGUUAAAAUCUUUGUGUUUUAUUUAUUAAUUUUAAUGAUUUGUUAUGUAUUGAACGGGUACUAAUUAUGUUUAUAUGUAAUAUCAUUU